Messenger RNA from Topomyia yanbarensis, 1498 nucleotides. RefSeq names its product retinol dehydrogenase 13-like. Bases 132 to 1121 code for a protein of 329 amino acids. The record is from RefSeq and is a predicted model, not a curated record. The transcript has 3 exons. NCBI's taxonomy places the organism in Eukaryota, Metazoa, Arthropoda, Insecta, Diptera, Culicidae.
UAAACACAGAUGAUAUCGAUUUUUCGUGGUUCCGCCUGAUAGUAGGGUUAAAUUUCGUCUAAAAAUUUAAUUUAAUAUAAUGUAUUAAAGGUUUAAAUUUUCGGGACUUUGACGCCUUUAAAGUAAGUAAAAUGUUCCGGAAUAAGCUCGUACUGGGGAUGAGUGUGGCUGGAACACUCGUCGGGGGUGCCGUGCUGUUGAAGGAUUGUAUGCAGGGUGCUCGCUUCCAGCGCAGUGACGUCCGAGCAGAUGGAAAAAUUGCUAUCGUUACUGGUGCCAACACGGGCAUUGGGAUGGAAACAGUAAUGGGGCUUGCCAACCGGGGUGCUACAGUUUAUAUGGCGUGCCGAGAUAUGAAAAAGUGUGAAACCGCCCGGACAGAGAUUGUGCUAGAAACUAGGAAUGCUAAUGUGUUCUGCCGGGAGUGUGAUUUGGCGUCGUUGCAGUCAGUGCGGAAGUUUGUCAAACAAUUUAAAACCGAACAAACCCGUUUAGACAUUCUGGUGAACAACGCCGGUGUUAUGCGGUGUCCGCGUACACUAACAGCGGAAGGAAUCGAAUUGCAACUGGGUGUCAAUCAUAUGGGACACUUUCUGCUCACAAAUCUACUGCUUGAUAUACUCAAAUUAUCUGCUCCCAGCCGAGUAGUAGUUGUGUCCAGUCUGGCACACGAACGAGGUAAAAUAAACAUCCAGGAUUUAAAUAGCACAAAAAACUACGACCCAGCAACUGCCUACGAUCAGAGUAAACUAGCUAACGUGUUGUUUGCCAGAGAGCUUGCAAAACGACUUGAAGGAACGGGCGUCACCGUGAAUGCUUUGCACCCGGGUAUUGUGGAUACGGAACUGAUGCGACACAUGGGUCUCUUCAAUAGCUGGUUUUCGAGCGUUUUGAUUAAACCGUUCGUUUGGCCCUUCCUCAAAUCGCCAAUAUACGGAGCGCAGACUUCCCUGUACGCCGCAUUGGAUCCGGAUUUGGAAAAAGUGUCAGGACAGUACUUCAGUGAUUGUGCCCCGAAGGAUGUGGCCGAGCAAGCAAAAGAUGAUAAAUUGGCUAAAUGGCUGUGGGCUGUUAGUGAAAAAUGGACCGGUACGCUGACGGGGACGGCUGCUGUUUCUUGACAGCGGAUAAUCAAGCAAAACGGCAGCAAAGACAUAAUAAUUUUUAGCGAGCCAAAUUUGCAGGAAUAGUUGAGGAUGAAUUGGAAGGUAGCAAGAAUAUAAGAAAAUAUUGAAAUAAUAAUAUUCAACUCCAUAUUUAACCGAAUGUUCGCGAUAUGCUAUAUGUAGAAGCGUAACGCUUAACACUUAACGGAUGACAAUUCGCAACACAAAUUCAAUCAUUUUGGUUGAAUUUUUAAAUGGCGUAAUUUACGAGAGUUCGCAGGAACAGAUUUAUUUCUGUAUUUGCAACUUCAAACCGCUGGUUUGCAUUAUAGUAUGAUAGAUGGAGGCAUAUAACGUGUAGGAUUGCGAAAAUGUAGAUUUGGCUCAAUAAA